This is a messenger RNA of Pseudonaja textilis, 1106 nucleotides long. NCBI's taxonomy places the organism in Eukaryota, Metazoa, Chordata, Lepidosauria, Squamata, Elapidae. The record is from RefSeq and is a predicted model, not a curated record.
GGAGGAGGGGGGACUCGGGCUCCGAUCCCAGUAAGGGCGGACUGGGAGGACUGGGACGGGAGCGCGAGCGCUGGGCAGGCCGGGCCGGGGUCCUGCUGAGGAAGGGAACGGCGGUGGUCAUGAGUCCGCCCGUGGCCGGAGAGAAGCGGCCGGCUCUGGUCACCUGCACGGCGCCGGUCAACAUCGCGGUGGUCAAGUACUGGGGAAAGCGAGACGAAAAGCUGAUCCUGCCUGUUAAUUCAUCCCUCAGCGUCACCCUGCACCAAGAUCAGCUGAAAACAACCACCACAGCCGCUCUCAGCCGGGACUUCACGGAGGACCGCCUCUGGCUGAAUGGGGAGCCGGCUGACAUCGAACAGCCCCGUCUCCAGACCUGCCUGCGGGAAAUCCGUCGCCUGGCUAGGAAGCGCCAUGGUGAGAAAAAUGGGGGUGACGAGGGGGACCUCCCUCCCCUGAGCUACAAAGUCCACAUAGCCUCGGAGAACAAUUUCCCCACUGCGGCGGGCUUGGCCUCUUCUGCUGCUGGCUACGCUUGCCUGGUCUACACUCUGGCCCAACUCUACGGCGUGGAGGGGGACCUGUCCGAAAUUGCUCGCCAGGGCUCUGGGAGCGCCUGCCGGAGUAUGUUUGGGGGCUUCGUGCAGUGGGUGAUGGGGAGCGAUGCCGACGGCAAAGACAGCGUGGCCCAACAGGUGGCGCCAGAGACGCACUGGCCGGAGCUGCGAGUCCUGAUCCUGGUGGUGAGUGCAGAGAAGAAGGCGGUGGGCAGCACGGCCGGAAUGCAGACCAGUGUGAAGACCAGCCUCUUGUUGAAGCACCGUGCCGAGGCUGUGGUCCCGGAGCGCAUGGCCCAGAUGAUCCAGCACAUCCGGCAGAGGGAUUUUGAGGCCUUUGGUCAGCUCACCAUGAAGGACAGCAACCAGUUCCACGCCACCUGCUUGGACACCUUCCCACCCAUCUUCUACCUCAACGACACCUCCAAGCAAGUCAUAGCCCUGGUGCACCGCUUCAACGCCCAUCACGGGGAAACCAAAGUGGCCUAUACAGGUGGGGGCGGGGGCGAGCAAAGCAACUGCCUGCAUUUCCGUGCCUGCACUGAAUCCUAA